GAUCAAUGAGGCCGUCGCCUUUCUGAAAAGGACGAGACAGUGGGUGCCGUCAGGGAAGAGCUUGGUGGCAGGUGUGGAGGCCUUCCCCAAGAACUGGACAGGAGCAAUGGUGGCCAAUUUUUCCGGGUGUUUGGCCGACCUCGACCUCGUACACGGAGAGUUGCCGCCGGUUCCGGUUCUGAUGGACGCCAAAGAUUACUGGUGGAGCAAGAGCCGCGUCCUCGCCAGCGGACCCUUGAUAGCCUCCACCUUUGCCACGGAGGUUUCCACAAAAGGCACCCUCGUCCUCGCAGAGGACAGUCACAAGAUUCUGUCUUUCCUCCUCGCAUGGAAGGAGGCGGUCGAGUGUGACAAGGGCUCCGAGUGCUCUUCGAAGUUUGCGGAGCUGGCUGGGAUGGUUCACAUUGUCGUGACCCGACUGUUUGGCGGCGAGAAGACGAUCAUUCGGAUUAUCCAGUCGGGGGAGGACAUACAGAAGAAAUGCCUCGAGCAGGGCAACCACCUGCCGUUCAACUAUGCAACAAGACUCGCAACACUCAAGGCCGCCCUCGUCGCA
Symbiodinium sp. CCMP2592 is the source of this 556-nucleotide messenger RNA. Lineage: Eukaryota; Dinophyceae; Suessiales; Symbiodiniaceae. The record is from the annotation of a GenBank genome assembly.